GAAAUGGCUUGAACCACUUGUUGACUGGAAACGAUUUGGGUUAUGUUUAGUUGAAAUGAAAGAGCAUGACAUUUUAAAAAUUGAACAAGAAAGCGUAAAAAUUGAAGACAGAAAGUUAUCUUUAUACUUGAAAUGGUUGUCAGUUAAUCCUAGAGCAACAUGGAGUGAUGUCAUUGAUGCACUGACUAGUAUAAAUCAGAAUAAACUAGCUCAAGAUAUUAAAGAUCACAUAUGCAGUGAUGCUCUCUCUACAGAUUCAUCAAUAACAUCAAAUUUUGAUGAUGUUGAAAUUAUAUUUUUCCCAAAAGAUGAUCAAAAAGUUCAAAGCUCUUUGGAUGAGUUACAAGUAAAAUUUUCUCACAUCAUGAGAGAAGUAAAAUCCAUUUUUCUUAAAAAAGUAAAUAAAAACUCCCUAUUAUCCGUUGAAAUAUGCAAUUGGUUUGAAAGUUAUAUUCAUUUGGAACCUGGUAUAUUCACAUCAAAUAACGAUUUAGUUCAUAUUUUCCAGAAGGUCUAUCAUUAUUAUGAUUUCAUUGACUGUAGUCUGAUAGUUGCUAUGUGUAAUGAAAUGAGUUUAUCAGUGAUGAAGAAGAUCUACUUGAUGAACUAAAGGUUUAUUCUUUAAAUGCUACUACAUUUCGCUCAUCAAGACCAAUCACUGAACUCAAACAAAAGCUACGUAAAGUGUAUGGACCUUAUAGAUGACAUUUGGAGAAUAUGCCAUUGAUCUGUAUUGAACUACAAAAUCCUUGGAAUGAAGUUAAGAUUAAUGGACUAUAUAUUCUCAUUGAAAGAUUACUACCAAAAGAACUCAGACAAUCAUUAAUGAAAUGCAUCACUAUUGAGCCAGGAUCUGUUGUCAUUAAGUUACAUAUUCUUGACAUUACAGCUGAUAGUUUAAUAGAACAUACUGGAGGAAAGUUACAGUUUAUGCGUCUCAUUGGUAUAUUUAGUU
Amphimedon queenslandica is the source of this 955-nucleotide messenger RNA. RefSeq lists its product as uncharacterized. Bases 56 to 610 code for a protein of 184 amino acids. The transcript has 2 exons. Gene Ontology annotation, molecular function: protein binding. The record is from RefSeq and is a predicted model, not a curated record. Gene Ontology annotation, biological process: signal transduction. NCBI's taxonomy places the organism in Eukaryota, Metazoa, Porifera, Demospongiae, Haplosclerida, Niphatidae.